UGUCAUCUCCACCACUCUGUUACAAUAUGUUGUCUUAUUCACUAACCUUGCUUCAUCACCUGCCAUAUGACUUGCAACUCCUGAAUCGACUAUCCAAUUUUUAUUGUAAACGACUUUGCCUUGGUUAAGGGCUGUUAAGACAACUCGAUUUGCUGGGGCUUCCGUCUCUAUUCCGAACUCAAGGUUGUCCUUUUCUUCCUUACUGUAAGGCCCGACUUUUGGGCCUUAUUCUUGAGCAGCCCAAGGGGAGCCAAGCCCAUGUGAGAAAGGAAAGCUACUAGGGCUCCCAGCUCCCUUCCUCCCCCUCUGCUGGCUCUUUUCCGUCUCUCUCCCUCUCUCUCUCUCAUUCUCUUCCAAGAGCACUUUUGUAAAUCAUUGAUUCUUUUAAAAUCCAACCCUCUGAUUGUGAAUCCGCCCGUAUUUUCACAGUAAAAGUGGCCCCGAUCUACAAGGAGGUGACUUUGAUGUGACCCGAGAGCGUCUGUGGGAAUCCCAAAUAUUUUAUGACACUGCUACACAGUUCCAUGAAGUUGCCCUGGAGAUCUCGAAGCUGGCAGAUUAUGAUUAGUCAACAGCCUAAAAGCAAGAGAAGACGAUGCCAUGCCCCCAACAGCUUCUUAAUCCAUUCGCCCUUCAUUUCACGAGUAUCUUGUCAUAGAGUCAAAGUAGCCGUUGCACCCUUUCCUCCUCGGCUCCUCCCCAUUUAAAUACCCAAAAUCUUCGCGACAAGAAUCCCGUGUUCACAGCUCCGCUCCACCCCCCUACUCUUCCUACGAAUCCUUCUUCUUCCUCAUCUCUGCAAAGCAAAGUAUAAGAAGAGAUUCAAUUGGAGAGAUGUUUAGCACGGUGAUGAAUCGUCCUCUUCGGCCGGAAAGCGCGCUGUCGAUGCCAUUGUUGUCAGCAACAACCACCAGCAGUAGCAGCGGCGGAAGCAGCGACACCGACGACAGCCCCCCCGCGUCGCGCCGCAUCCAGCUCCAUGAUCUCGGGUAUCAAAUUUCAAGCAUGUCCAGUUCGGUGUUCCGCUCUAAUUAUAAGUCUCUGGCGGUUCUGUCGGGCCAUGUUGGAUCGGUUUCUUGUCUGGCCUUGUGCGGCGAAUUCAUACUCAGUGCCUCGCAAGGCAAGGACAUCAUCGUCUGGCAGCAGCCUGAUCUCCGGCAGUUCACCAAGUUCGGGCAAGGCGACGGUUCGGUGAAAGCCCUUGUCACGGUCGGCAACAAGGUCUUCACGGCCCAUCAAGAUAGCCGAAUCAGGGUGUGGAAAGUGUCUAGAAGGUCUGAGAAUGUGUUCAGGCUCGUUGACACACUUCCCACUACAAAGGAUUAUCUGGGGAAGUUCAUGAAGCAAAGCAAUUACGUGCAGACUAGGAGGCACCACAAGCGGCUGUGGAUUGAGCAUGCGGAUAGCAUUUCAUGCUUGACAGUGUAUAAUGGGUUGAUCUAUUCCGGUUCUUGGGAUAAGACCCUGAAAGUGUGGAGGAUUUCGGAUUUGAAGUGUUUGGAAUCGAUUAAGGCCCAUGAUGAUGCCAUAAACGGAUUGGUUGCAAGCAAAGGAAUUGUCUAUUCAGCUUCAGCCGAUGGGAAGAUCAAGGCCUGGGGGAAAGAGGGGAAUUCGUCACACUCUCUGAAAGGAAUCCUGGAAGGCCACAAGGAUGUUUCUCUGAAUUCUGUCGUCGUUUCUGACGAUGGAAGGUUCGUUUAUGGCGGGGGCUCAGAUGGGUUUUUGGUGGGGUGGCAGGGGAACAGAGAAUUCAGCAGCUGGAAGAUUGUGUGUGAGGUGAAAGCACAUCAAAUGGCCGUUCUUUGUAUGUGCCUAAUGGGGGAUUAUCUCUGCAGUGGCUCGGCCGACAAGAGCAUCGGCAUCUGGAAGAGAGAGUUCAAUGGCGGAAUUUGCAGAGUUGGGAGGAUAAGAGGCCAUGAAGGGCCUGUCAAGUGUCUGCAGGCAUCUCCUAAUGGUGUUGGGGGUGGGUUCAUGCUGUACAGUGGAAGCCUUGACAAAAGCCUGAGAGUUUGGUGGGUUCCUAAGAACUCUAAUAGGGAAGAAGAAAACAAAGUUUCAGAGAAAACUUCCCCAAUCUUGUUUUAGUGUGUUUGUGAUGAAGCCCUGGACCCAUGUUUUUUUCAGUGUCUCCAGUGCUACAGAGAUUUUGUCUAUAGUAAUUUUGUCCAUCUUGAAGUUUGGGUGAGAGUAAACUUUAGAGUUUAGAGUUUUCUGGGUGUAAAUCUUAGGAAACAAACAAAGGGUAACUGUAGAGUAUUUGUCUGUGUGGAUGUGUGUUUGUUUGUCUUCUUUAUCUUGUUCCCCCUAUUUCCUUAAUCUCUUGUUGGUUGUGAAGUGUAAUUACAAUAUUGGGUCAUUCAAUUCAAUUCAAUAAGGAUUAUAUGUUCUUUGGCAGUUCUGCUUCUGUCCUGCAGUUAUAUAACUAUUUUAUCAAGUGCCUUCCUGUAUACUUAUAUUG
Molecule: messenger RNA, 2458 nt
Organism: Diospyros lotus (date-plum)
Lineage: Eukaryota; Viridiplantae; Streptophyta; Magnoliopsida; Ericales; Ebenaceae
Product: protein JINGUBANG
Exons: 5
Coding region: 835-2085 (416 amino acids)
Molecular function (GO): protein binding
Source: RefSeq, a predicted model, not a curated record